This is a messenger RNA of Myxocyprinus asiaticus (Chinese sucker), 4628 nucleotides long. RefSeq names its product rabphilin-3A-like. Bases 610 to 2577 code for a protein of 655 amino acids. Gene Ontology annotation, cellular component: membrane. The record is from RefSeq and is a predicted model, not a curated record. Lineage: Eukaryota; Metazoa; Chordata; Actinopteri; Cypriniformes; Catostomidae. Gene Ontology annotation, molecular function: small GTPase binding. The transcript has 16 exons. Gene Ontology annotation, biological process: intracellular protein transport.
CGGCGAUUCCACCAUUAUGCAAGCAAAAAGCAUCCUUCUCCUUUGACGUCCAUUCAAAAGUAACUGUGUAUUUAAAAUAACAUUGUUUGACAGCAACAUUUAACAAUAAAAUUGCUGAUAUUUAAUUAGAUUAAUAACUUUUUCUAGGGAUCUUAUAACUUAUACAGUAUUUGUCACAGUUCCGGCAUGCGUGCCGGCUCUCUCUGUUGUUGGUUUUUCUCUCCCUCGUGUCUCACAGGUGGAGCCGGCACGCGUGAUCAGCGUUUCCAUGGGAAUGUUUCAUUGACGUUUAUGCUGACUGUCUGUGACUUUUGGAGCUUCAAAAGAUAAAUCUUCAUUCACUUGCAUUUUAAGGACCUACUGAGCUGAGAUAUUUUUCUAUUUUUCUUCAAAUGUGUUCUGGUGAAGAAAGAAAGUCAUACCCACCUGGGAUAUCAUGAGAACGAGUAAAUAAUGAGAGAAUUUUCAUUUUUGGGUGAACUAACACUUUAAGAGGUUGAGACCAAGUGUCAUUAUGGACAUAUUUAUCCAGGUAUUAUAGACUUUCUUGGCUGUGCAUUCCUCCUGUAAAAUCCCAAAAUUUUUGUGAUUGGGUAAUUAAACAGAUAGAUGAGGCUACUGGGAGUUUUAGCAUGUUGGUUGUAUAUUAAGCAUUCAGUGCUGUUUCGGUAUAGAUGUGCACUGGGCGUAGUUGACUAUUGUGGUUCUUUGCAUUGUUUUUGCUGUAGGACGGGCUGCAAGAUGUACGGAAAACAAAUGGAGUCCACCGCUGGAACCACCGAGCUGACAGACGAGGAGAAGGAAAUUAUCAAUAGCGUGCUGGCGAGAGCCAAGAUGGAAGAGGAUAUGGAGCAGAGAAGGAUUGGGCGUCUGGUAAAUCGCCUGGACAGCAUGAAACGGACAGCCUGCGGUGACGGCUACUCACAUUGUUUGCUCUGCGGCCAGCAGUUCGGCCUGGUGGGCGUCAACGCAGUUGUGUGUGCCGACUGUAAAAAGAACAUGUGCACCAAGUGUGGCGUUCAAAGCAGCAGACGUUCCAGUCCAGUAUGGCUGUGCAAAAUCUGUUGCGAACACAAAGAGAUGCUGAAGCGGUCUGGUGCCUGGUUUUUCAAGGGUUUUCCACAGCAGGUUUUACCCGCUCCUUUACCGAUCUCUAAUCAGAGAGAGUUCAGUACCACCAACACGCCGGCUUCUACAAACCCAACAACCAAUCGGGAGUCUUCUAAACCUUUACACCCACAAAAUGGAGAAAGCACACAGGUUAUUGGCAGAGAGCAGCAGAUAUCUGCAGAAAUGAUGCCCCUUAAACGAGAGGAGCGUUCUGCCAUAACCCAAAGAGCCCAAGAGGAAGACAGAGGGAGACAGUCUUUUAGCAGGAGCACAAUUCAGUCCAAAAUCGCAGUGGAAGGACAAACUUACUCACCUGUGGUGAAGAGGGAAGUACCGGUCCUGAGUUCCAGACCUCCAGCAUCAACCUUCUCUACCACCCCCAUCCUAAAAGGAAUUCUAGAUCCAGUGAGUGGACCGGAGGCCAGGGUACCACCUGCUAUGCAGACCGACGCAAGUUUGCCAGCUGCCAACAGCGUUCCUGCUUCACGCCAGCCACCACCCCCCACUGUAGAGGAUGAAGAGGACGCCAACAGCUACGAUUCUGACGACGCCACCACCCUGGGCAUGUUAGAGUUCAGUCUGCUCUACGAGGAGGAGAAGAACGAACUGCAAUGCAAUAUAAUCAAAGCAAAGGGUCUCAAGCCCAUGGACUCUAAUGGUCUGGCUGAUCCUUAUGUUAAAUUGCACUUGCUUCCAGGAGCCAGCAAGUCAAACAAGCUACGGACCAAGACUCUUCAUACCACCCUGAAUCCUGUGUGGAACGAGACACUUGUUUAUCACGGUAUCACCAAUGAAGACAUGCAGAAAAAGACACUCAGGCUCUCUGUCAGCGAUGAGGACAAGUUCGGCCAUAAUGAGUUUAUCGGUGAGACGCGGGUGGUCUUGAAAAAACUCAAGCUGAACCAGAAGAAAAAUUUCAACGUUUGUCUUGAAAGAGUGGUUCCGGUGAGACGUACAGCUGCCGCAGGGGCGUCUCGUGGCAUGGCACUCUAUGAGGAAGAGUUAAAGGAUGAUGAAGAAGCAGAGGAGAGGGGGCGUAUCUUGAUUUCUCUCACCUACAACAGCCAACAAGGUCGCCUGAUUGUGGGUGUGGUUCGAUGUGCUCAUCUAGCGGCAAUGGAUUCCAAUGGCUAUUCUGACCCGUUUGUAAAGAUCUGCUUGAAGCCUGACAUGGGGAAGAAAGCAAAGUAUAAGACUCAGAUCAAGAAGAAGACCCUUAACCCUGAGUUUAAUGAGGAGUUCGGCUACGAGAUCAAGCAUGCGGAACUGGCGAAGAAGACUUUGAAUAUCUCUGUCUGGGAUUACGACAUGGGGAAAUCUAACGACUUCAUAGGUGGAUGCCAGCUUGGUAUCACGGCUAAAAGCGAGUGUUUGAAGCACUGGUAUGAAUGUUUGAAGAACAAGGACAAGAAGAUAGAACGAUGGCAUGUUCUGUUGAAUCAAAACAAUGUUGAGGUGGAUGACUAAGAUGUUACAUCUCCAAAUAUCUCAACUUCCAACAGCAAACAAUCCUAUCUUCCAAAAAACGUUUAUCUAAUUUCCAAUGUUCAGUUGGUAAUAACAGUACUUUUGAUUUCAUUCAGAAAAAAAUCUUUUGUCCUUACUGAAACCCUGUGAAGAGCUGCUUUAAUUAUAAAAGCUAAGGAAAAUCUAGUUAUUUUGUUCUCAGUUGGAAAACGGCCCCAACUGGUGGCAGUUCAUCUCCGCCUCUUCGGACCUGGGAGGGUGACAAAGUGAGGGAAAAAACAGGGGGGAGGGGGGCGUGCUCUUCCGGCCCCAACUGGCGGUAGUUCAUCUCCGCCUCUUCAGACUGGGAGGGUGACAAGGGGAGGGAAAAAACAACAACAACAACAAAAAACAAGAGGGAAAGGCCAACACGGAGCAACAGUGGGAGAGAGAGAGGAGAGAGAGAGAAAAAAAGUUACUCGCCGAUUCUCCGAUAUGCCAUAGCCUGGUCCUCGGCCACUCCUCCACCCUCUAGUGCACAACAGCCGUGCCUCCCCGAGCGGAUCGGAGGCAGUCCUCCAGCCCCUGGCAGACGGAACGCCCCGUAGCGUUUUCGGCGGACGGUAGGGGUCUCCCCCGCCCCUGGCAGCGGUUCUCCCGCUCCAGGUGGUCGGCCAGGAGCCCCUCCCUGCUCGCGGUCGGCAGUCCACUCUUGACUCUACCGCGUUUUAGCGCCCGGUAGGGGUCUCCUCCGCCCCUGGCAAUGGCCCUGAUCACUCCAGGCGGUCGGUUAGGAGCCCCUCCUCCCCUCACGGUCAGCAGCCAUUCCCCCGCUCUCAGGCGGCCGGGCUCCUCUGUCCCCCGGCGGAUGGCCGCGGCUGCUCCGUUGGGGUGGAUGGUAGUGGCGAGGACUCUACUACGGCGCAUCCCUCCUCCUUCCUGGGCUUCGGCACCAGUGUAACAAGGUAAAAGGGAAAGGAGGAGGCGAGAACCGGCUUGACAAUAUAAAUAAUAUUUAAUGGUAAACUUAAACAAAAAGACACAAACAUAAACACAUGCAGGGCAGCUGCCCGUAACUCUCUCUCUUGAACUGCCGCCUCCGGUUGCCUUUAUCCGUCUUGAGGGCUUGAUUAGCCUGAUUAGGGGCCAGGUGUGCAUCAUCAUGACCUGGCCACAUCCUCCUCCCUGCCACAAAAGCCUUAAAGAAUAAAACCCUCAUGAAAUCAUAAGUGACGUAAAUCUCUUAGUCAUUGAACAAUGCAACUAAAUACACUCAAGGAUGCUGAAAAGGACUAAUCAUAUAAAACAUCUUGCCAAUUCUUAAAGAAAAAUAGCAUUUGAAAAUGCUGCUUACUGCUAGUGUAGAAUUUUGACAUUAAAAAUAUACCCAGUCAUUUCAUAUGUGUUUUAUUGAUUUAUAUUUGUUUCAAUCAGUGUGUUACAGAUGAGGAAUACUGUGUGUACAACAAAUUGUGACUAUGAAGUUUUGAAAAAGAAUAUUUCGAGUUUUGUUUAAAUGGCAGGUUGUCCUUUUUCAAUAUUGUAUCAAUUACAUAUAGAAAAUGCCCCGUUGUAAUGUGCAUGGAAUUCAUGGACACGUGUUCUUCAAUUAUACGUUAUUGUCAUUAAGUUUGAGUUUAUUUCUGCAUCUAUAAUAUGUUUACAGGUAUGAAUACAGGCUUGUUAACUCAAAAUUCCCAGUAGUGUUCUCAUCAAGUUAUUGCCUAUGGAUCCCUGGCGUGAAAUGUUUAUACAUCGUAGUAAACAAGGAUAUUUCCUCAAGCUGUCUGGAAUCUGGCACAAACUGAGUGAACUGUUUUAACAGUCUCUGGUAUGAGUUGCCAUUUGGAGGGGGGUUUUUGUGUUGUUUCUAGUGUCAAGGUUAUAUUCUUUAAAAUCAUAUCACAGUUCUCUGGCCUUCGAACAGUGACGACAAAUUCAAACGUAACUGGGUCUUUCAUCUACUUCCGUCAUGUUUACUCACAUUAUUAUGUAAUUGCUUAACCGCAUGUUCCAUCCAAGUUGUGCCCAUUGCUCCCAUGCAAACAAAAAAUAAAUAAAAAUAAUGUGCA